UUAGAUUUUAAGGCGAGCAUGAGUUUAUUUGAUGUUGAUGGAUACCCGUUCAAAAUACAUAACACAACUGUCAACCUUGCUACUUCUAAAAUAACUGUAAAUUGGGAUCCGGAUGGUACCGCUGAAUGUAAGAACCCUGAUGGUCUCAAAGAAAUAAACACCUAUAAACAAUGUAUUAGCACUACCAAACUUGGGAAGGGUGGCAAAAAGCAGGCUGACCAACUUGUGGCAAAAGGGGUGGACACUUGUUUAAACGAUAUGUUUAAAUACUUCCGCAAAUAUAAUGAAUUUUCACAAUCAGAUUUUACAACCCUG
This is a messenger RNA of Oppiella nova, 315 nucleotides long. The record is from the annotation of a GenBank genome assembly. NCBI's taxonomy places the organism in Eukaryota, Metazoa, Arthropoda, Arachnida, Sarcoptiformes, Oppiidae.